UGGUUAAUGGUUAUACACUUGUGCAACGGAAAUGCCUGCCUUGGAGCCUUUUGCGGGCUUUGCGCCUUAGCUAGGCUUCCUUACAAAGGGGUAAAGCCCUAGGCUUAUAAACGACGAUGUCUAGGAAUGGAACCUUAGGCUUUAUCUUCCUCUUUAUUACUGCUGCAGCCUGGAUCGGCGCAUCGUUUAUUACGCAGGCCUUGGUGUCUCCGUCUAGCAGUGGCGAUGGGCCCGAGCUGGAGCCAUGGCUACUGACACUUAUCUGCUCGUCGACAUUUACCUUGUACCUACCAUUUGGUUACCUAAGCCGCAAGCGCAAAAGGAGCGCAACCGCUGCCUCCAAAGCCCCCGCCGCUGGCUCAAACAACCUGCGAGACGAGGAGGCAGUCGAGGGGCUAGCGGGCGAAGAUGGCGAAGAAGAGACAGCCGCAACAGCCGCAGUUGGGUUGCCAGCGCGGUUGCAGCAGCAGCCUCUGGAACGGCAACCCCUGCUGCUGCAACAGCAUCCCCAAUACCACCACCAUCAACACCACCAGCAGCGGUUGCAGAACCAACAAGGGAAGCACCAGGAGCCGGGGCAAGGGGGCUACCAAGGUACGACAGCAGCGGGGCUUCUAGGUGCUACUGCCGCUGAGGGCGAGGGCGGCGAGGAAGGAGGAGGAGGAGGAGGCGAGGAAGGAGGCGGCGAGGUGGCCACAUCGCAGAUCCUGAAGGCAGCUCUGGUGGUGGCCCCCGUGUGGUUCUCCGCGCAGCUCGCCUUCACUGCCUCGCUGCAGCUCACCUCCGUCACCUCCAACACCGUGCUGUCCUCAUGCUCCUCGCUCUUCGUGUACCUGGGCAGUCUGGCACUGGGUCAGGAGGCGGGCAGCAGUCUGCGGCUCGCCGGGGUGGUGGCGGCCAUGGCAGGCACGGCGCUGGUGGCGCUGGGGGACAGCCGCUCCAGGAACAGUGGAGGAGCAGGGGAAGGAGGAGCAGGAGGAGGAGGUGGUGGUGGUGGCUCCCAGCAGCCGCUGCAGGGGGACGCGCUCACGCUGCUGGCGGCGGCGCUGUACGCGGCUUACACCCUGGCCAUGAAGCGCAUGCUGCGCAAGGACGACGGCUCCGCCACCGCUCUGUUCCUGGGUUUCAUCGGUGCGCUGUGUACGGCAGUGCUGCUGCCGCUGGCGGGCCUGCUGGCGGCGGCGGGGGCGGGGGCGAUGAGGCGGCUCAGCGGCCGGGUGCUGGGACUGGCGCUGGUGCAGGGCCUGGUGGAUUACGUGGCGGCGGACUACGCAUGGGCUCGAGCCGUGAUGCUGCUGGGCCCCACCGCCACCAGUUGCGGCCUGGCCAUGCAGAUCCCCGCAGCCGGCAUCGUGGACGCCAUGGUGAACGGUGGACACCUGGCGUGGAGCGAUUCGCGGAUGAGUUUGGCGCAGUUCAUACUAGGCAGCUUGUUAAUCGUCGGUGGCUUCAUUGGGGUAUCUCUUGACCCACGGGUCACUGUGGCCGCGUGGCAGCGUUGGACGAAGCGACUUGGCAGCAGGCUCAACGGCCGCGGCCGCGUCGGCAAUCGCAAUGGCAGCCGCAAAUUCGGUGUGCCGAAUGGAGGCAACGAGGAGGAGGAAGACGUAGAUGAUAGCGACGACGACGAUGAAGACACCAGCGUUGGCGCCUUCCUCCGUCGCUCCUGGUCUGCCACUAGGUCUCUCCUGCGCCCGGGCUUCGGCGGGGAAUCCCAAACUGACCCACGGGUCGCGGUGGAAGCGGAGCUACGGCAAGAGGCUGCUUCCUGGUCAUCGUUAGCAGAGCCAACGGCUGCCUGGGAGUCGUACACGGCGCCUGGCGCAGUGGCGACGAGAGGGACGGGAGUAACGGGCGUGACGGGAGGGACUCCGCCACCGUUUCGGAACUUACUUCGGGGGGCGUAAGGGAUUGGGAGUACGGAGAAGGGAGCAGGGGGUAGUUGUUGCUUGGUACCCUGGUUCGCUUGCGGCGUUGUUUUGCAGCAAGGAUGUUGCCUGGGAUGAGAAGUUCCCUGGGGUCCUGGGAGGUUACGGGUUCUGUUUGAAAUUUACUAUGGAGUGUACGGUAUUAUGUGCUGAAGGACAGCAGGUUGGGGGGGCAGCAGCAGCUCGCCGUACGCGUGACAUCACCCGGUGUGUCAAGAAACC
Messenger RNA from Astrephomene gubernaculifera, 2150 nucleotides. The record is from the annotation of a GenBank genome assembly. Lineage: Eukaryota; Viridiplantae; Chlorophyta; Chlorophyceae; Chlamydomonadales; Astrephomenaceae.